This is a messenger RNA of Mercenaria mercenaria, 2523 nucleotides long. RefSeq names its product L-proline trans-4-hydroxylase-like. The coding region runs from base 192 to 1013 and encodes 273 amino acids. NCBI's taxonomy places the organism in Eukaryota, Metazoa, Mollusca, Bivalvia, Venerida, Veneridae. The transcript has 10 exons. The record is from RefSeq and is a predicted model, not a curated record.
UAAGAGCAGAUGAUAGGAGGAUAAUAGGACAGUAAACUUAGGAUCGAACAAUGUCGCUGAACUGUACUCAGAGGCUGGACAUAUAGCCGCCGUGGUGACUACCUGCCGUGAUUUGACCGAUAUUCAUCCUUUUUGAUAUUAUUCACCCAAGGUACACAUACAAAGAGGGGGAUUUCGUUGUGACUGAUGAAAUGAAGGCGGACUUUGGACGAGAUGGAUUCAUUAUGGUCAAGAAUUUAUUUUCGAACGAAGAAAUAAAGCAUAUAGAAGAGGCUCUUCAUACAGGGACCUUCACUGAUUAUACAUUGGGAAUUUCCGACGGAGAUGGUCGGGAAGCACAUAUGAUUUUGUGGAACCAUCCGGGUGUAGACGUUACUGGAAUGGUUGCCAGGUGUGAAAAAGUUGCCGGCACCUGCGAGCAGUUAAUGGGUGGUGAAGUUUACCACUACCAUACCAAACUGAUGAAGAAACCUGCAAAGAUUGGCGGAAAACACGUUUGGCACCAAGACUAUGGGUAUUGGUAUCAGAAUGGGUGUUUAUUCCCUAACAUGAUGACAGUGUUUAUUGCCGUUGACAAAUGUACAAAGGAAAACAGCUGUCUUCAGAUUAUGAAAGGAUCAAAUAGAUGCGGGCGUAUUGAGCAUUUAAUGGUCGGUGGACAGACCGGAGCGGAUAUGGAACGUGUUGAGGCGCUCACUAAAGUCUGUCCACAUGAAUAUGUUGAAAUGGAGUCAGGGGACGCACUAUUUUUUCAUUGUAAUUUACUACACUGUAGCGGGGCAAACACAAGCGGGCUCAGGCGGUGGGCAUUCCUGUGUGCUUAUAACAGAGCGGACAAUAACCCAGUUAAAGAACAUCACCAUCCGAGAUAUACUCCACUUCAAAAAGUUCCGAAUUCGGCAGUAUUGGAGUGCAAAGAUUUCACCACAAUGGAAGGGAAGUGGUUUUUAGACCCGUCCGAAGAGAAAGACGCUACCGUUAAAUCCCGCAAACUCACGCAUGAAGAACAAUGAUAUUGCGUUCUUGCUGAUAAAUGUUCUACCUGCCUUCGAUUCUUUUCUGGAAUUAGACUAAUCCCUACUAAAUUACGCAAAAUAGUGUUGUGCAAUGGUUACAUAUGGAUGAAAAUGGCUUAUUAAAACAGUUUAAACUAUGCAAUGGCUUAUUGCCACUGACUGUUCCAAGUGUUGUGUAUCGUUUAAAUACAUGGCCACCAUUAGGCGAGGCUAGCUUUCCAUAUACCGGAUAUGACUAUGUGGAAAACCUUUGAAAAUCUCCGCCUUUAAAACCGCUGGUUCGAUUUCAAAAUAAUGUGACAGCAAUGUUCCUUACGUAUUCCUCUGCCAAGUGCUUACAGUUCAUUCUUGAACAAACACGGCCGCCAGUGGAUGGGGAGGGGUAGUUUUGAACUUCCGUUUGUUUCUCUACUAAUGUCUGCCAGGGCCAGGGUAGUUUUCUCUUUAUUAUAAUAAGGAAAAUUUUGAUGAAAAUCUUCCGCUCUGAAGUAGAUGGUUUGAUGCCAGCAGUGUUCCAUGGGUGUCCCUCAACCGAAUUCUGUCAAAUUAUAAUGUUAAUAUAUGGAUGGGCCGACGGCAAUCAUCAUUCGUCCAUUCUCUACAAAUUAACCUUCUCCUAUGAAACUACUGGUCAAAUUAAUCCCAAACUCGGUCUGUAAUAAAGUCUUGUCAAGUGUGUUCCGCUUAACUCUUUGUAGGGACUGCUAGAGUUAAAGAUAGAAAUAAAUGAAAACAGUUUCUUCUUAUGAACCUCCUCAUCAGACUUUGUCUCAGCAUCAUUGUAAGGUCAUUUCUCAAAUUGGUUCAUGAUCAAAUGUUGGCACCCAGCCCUUUUUUAAGGUUAGAUAGAGCUAGAAAUGGAAAUAACUUUUACCGCAUAAAACCUUUUUUCAUUGGAUCUGCACAUAUAUUAACGGGAGAAAAAGUCGUACAUUAUCAAGGCGAUUCCCGUGAUGUAAAUACUAGUACAUGAUUUUUGUUUUUUAAAUGCUUUGUCAGGAACGAACGGAUAGCCUUGCGCAGAUGGAAAUCUGGUAUCUUUGUCUUGUUUCUUCAAUAAUAGCCUCUUUUUGUAGAAUUAAAGAUGCAGUAUAAUCCAAAGUAUGUUUUGCUGUAUCAGUAACCAACUCCAAACGCACUGCCUCCAACAAUGUGCUUACCCCAUCUGUUUACAACCGUUUUUUCGAACUCGGCGUCGGUUCAAUUUUAAGUCGGUUUUCAAUGUAUAAGAAUCGCAUGUAACUUGUACGAUUGUUUGUUUUUGGGAAUCAUAUUAAUGAUUUUUGGAAGUAUAUCAGUCGGUAUUUUUUAUCAAAUUUCUCACAUAAUUCAUAUUAAUCUUGAAAGCUUGUCGCUACGUCCGUACUCGAAAUUUGUUCAUAUUAAAUAUAACUCUUGAAGUUGUGUUCCUGUUUACCAAUCUGUUUAGUUUUAUGCAAAGUUGUGGGUAAUGUCAUAUUUGUAAUGACGAGAAAUAAAAAAAAAUAUCGUUUAAAAACCACCAAAA